AGAACUGUGGCGCUUUCUGGGUAAAGAUGGACGUCCACGAUCUCUUUCGCCGGCUCGGCGCGGGGGCCAAAUUCGACACGAGACGCUUCUCGGCAGACGCAGCUCGAUUCCAGAUAGGAAAAAGGAAAUAUGACUUUGAUUCUUCGGAGGUGCUUCAGGGACUGGACUUUUUUGGAAACAAGAAGUCUGUCCCAGGUGUGUGUGGAGCAUCACAAACACAUCAGAAGCCCCAAAAUGGAGAGAAAAAAGAAGAGAGCCUAACUGAAAGGAAGAGGGAGCAGAGCAAGAAAAAAAGGAAGACGAUGACUUCAGAGACAGGGUUUCACCAUGUUAGCCAGUAUGGUCUCGAUCUCCUGACCUCGUGAUUCACCCACCUUGGGCUCCCAAAGUGCUGGGAUUACAGAUGUGAGCCACCACGCCCAGCCAGAAAUUGCUUCCCAAGAAGAAGGUGCUACUAUACAGUGGAUGUCAUCUGUAGAAGCAAAGAUUGAAGACAAAAAAGUUCAGAGAGAAAGUAAACUAACUUCCGGAAAGUUGGAGAAUCUCAGAAAAGAAAAGAUAAACUUCUUGCGGAAUAAACACAAAAUUCACGUCCAAGGAACCGAUCUUCCUGACCCAAUUGCUACAUUUCAGCAACUUGACCAGGAAUAUAAAAUCAAUUCUCGACUACUUCAGAACAUUCUAGAUGCAGGUUUCCAAAUGCCUACGCCAAUCCAAAUGCAAGCCAUCCCAGUUAUGCUGCAUGGUCGGGAACUUCUGGCUUCUGCUCCAACUGGAUCUGGAAAAACAUUAGCUUUUAGCAUUCCUAUUUUAAUGCAGCUGAAACAACCCGCAAAUAAAGGCUUCAGAGCCCUGAUUAUAUCACCAACACGAGAACUUGCCAGCCAGAUUCACAGAGAGUUAAUAAAAAUUUCUGAGGGAACAGGAUUCAGAAUACACAUGAUCCACAAAGCAGCAGUGGCAGCCAAGAAAUUUGGACCUAAAUCAUCUAAAAAGUUUGAUAUUCUUGUGACUACUCCAAAUCGACUAAUCUAUUUAUUAAAGCAAGAUCCCCCCGGAAUCGACCUAGCAAGUGUUGAGUGGCUUGUAGUAGACGAAUCAGAUAAACUGUUUGAAGAUGGCAAAACUGGGUUCAGAGACCAGCUGGCUUCCAUUUUCCUGGCCUGCACAUCCCACAAGGUCCGAAGAGCUAUGUUCAGUGCAACUUUUGCAUAUGAUGUUGAACAGUGGUGCAAACUCAACCUGGACAAUGUCAUCAGUGUGUCCAUUGGAGCAAGGAAUUCUGCAGUAGAAACUGUAGAACAAGAGCUUCUCUUUGUUGGAUCUGAGACCGGAAAACUUCUGGCCGUGAGAGAACUUGUUAAAAAGGGUUUCAAUCCACCUGUUCUUGUUUUUGUUCAGUCCAUUGAAAGGGCUAAAGAACUUUUUCAUGAGCUCAUAUAUGAAGGUAUUAAUGUGGAUGUUAUUCAUGCAGAGAGAACACAACAACAGAGAGAUAACACAGUCCACAGUUUCAGAGCAGGAAAAAUCUGGGUUCUGAUUUGUACAGCCUUGCUAGCAAGAGGGAUUGAUUUUAAAGGUGUGAACUUGGUGAUCAACUAUGACUUUCCAACUAGCUCAGUGGAAUAUAUCCACAGGAUAGGUCGAACUGGAAGAGCAGGGAAUAAGGGAAAAGCAAUUACAUUUUUCACUGAGGAUGAUAAGCCAUUAUUAAGAAGCGUUGCUAAUGUUAUACAGCAGGCUGGGUGUCCUGUACCAGAAUACAUAAAAGGUUUUCAGAAACUACUAAGCAAACAAAAGAAAAAGAUGAUUAAGAAACCAUUGGAAAGGGAGAGCAUUAGUACAACUCCAAAAUGUUUCUUAGAAAAAGCUAAGGAUAAACAGAAAAAGGUCACUGGUCAGAACAGCAAGAAGAAAGUAGCUCUUGAAGACAAAAGUUAAAAACAGACUUUAAAAAUACUGUCCCAGAAAUGUAAUUUUAUGAUCCCAGCAUGAAUGUUAUUUUCAUGGAAUACUUGAAGUCUUACAGUCACCUGUACCAAACAUUUGAAAUCAACUACAAGUACAUGGGACUGGUGAUAAAUGAUCCUAAACUAUCAAGUCAGUUUCAAUUUGUAGGUGCCUUUUUUUUUUCCUGUAGAGAUGAGGGUCUUGCCAUGUUGUCCAGGCUGGUCUUGAACUCCUGACCUCACACAAUCCUCCUGCCUUAGCCUCCUGAGUAACUGAGAUUACAGGCACAAGCUGCUGCACCCAGCUCUGUAGGUGACUUUUAAAUGAUUAUACAAUGGAAAUAACAUUCAUUGACAUUUCUGUGGUUUGAAUCCAGAGAGAUACUUCUUAUAGAAAAACAAAUGUUUAUGCUAAAAAUAACACCAAAAUGUGGUGAACUCUUAAGGACUUUUCCCUUCAAGUGUGAAGGAAGGUGUGAUGAAUGCUGUGGAGAGGCAUCUGGAACAGAAAUUCAAAAUAAAGCCUUGACAUUAAAUACCCCUUCCACUGCUCACUUUGUGGAUGGUAGCAUGAGCUGUCUACCAAGAAGAAACCUGCUGCUCUCUUAAUUUUAAUAUUUCCUAAUUUGUUGAUGGCCUUUUGUGUUGUGAACCACAACAAAGAGAGGCCUCUUUUGUGGCUGGUUAUUCCAGUUCCCUGGGAUUUUAAAUUCUUUGGUCUAUUAAGUAUCCUUGUAUUGGAUACGUAAUACCUUAGUGCUGUCAUAAUGUUGUACAAGAUCAUGAUCAGCUUCUCCCUUUCUUCAUUUUCUGUGAUUUAACCAUGUUCUUUCCUGUCUCUUUCCAUUUAAGAUAUUUUAUUUGAAUACUGAUAAACAUUUUAUCCUGAUAAGGAAGAAUGUUCUUGUUACUUGAUAUACCUCUGUCUUCAUUCUCUUACAGCUUAUCUUUCCUUAGGUUGAUGGUGCCUCAUUUAAUAAGUAGAUCUCUACUUAAGCUAAAGGAUUAUGAUCAUAUGGUGUUGGAGACUAUUAGCUAUUAGAUUUUUCUCAAAAUAUGAGUUUUGUACAAUGGAAUGAAAAAGUGACUUCAUAUACGUAAGACUGGUGCCUAAGAAUGACUUGAAUGUUAUCAGUACUACCACAGAACUAUAAUAUACAUUGCCUUUUCUCAGCAGCAUUUGAAUUCAACUUAUUUAUUUCCUCUAUUUGUAGCUUUUUGUUCUAGAGUCAGAACAGGUGGACUUUGCUUUGAAUAUUUUAGAUGGGACAAAAAUUGUUCAUCUUCGGAAUUUAUUUAAAGAAAGAUCUACUGGUACAGGGUGUAAAAAUACUUACAAGAAUAUGAUUUUUUUGUUUGUUCAUGCAAACAGAUCCUUUACCCAAUAUAUAUUCUGGAGGUAGGUAUACUGGUGCAACCCAUUUGCCAGCUGUGUGACUUUGAGUAAGUUCUUAAUUUCUCAGAGUUUCAGUGUUCUCAUCUAUAAAAUUAUGUCUCCAAUUGUGAGUACCUAGCACUGUACCUGAUACAUAGUAAACUCACAAUAAAUAUUUCUUAAACAUAGAUUUUGUUAGGAAUACAGGCUUGAUAACACAGUCCUUACCCUUACAAUGUAAUGUUAGAGAUAAAGGAGCAAAUAGAGUCACGCAUCACUUAAUGACAGAGAUAUGUUCUGAGAAAUGCAUCGUUAGGUGAUAUUGUCAUUGUGUAAACAUCAUGUUGUUUACUUCCACAAACCUAGAUGGUAUAGCCUACCAGUACACCUAGGCUAUAUGGUAUAGUCUGUUGCUCCUAGGCUACAAACCCGUAUAGCAUGUUACUGUCCUGCAUGCUAUAGACAGUUGGAACAUGUAGACUUGUAUAAACACUGCACACUUAACCUAUACUAAAUUUAUUGAAAAUAUUUUUCUUGGCCAGGCGUAGUGGCUCAUGCCUGUAAUCCUAACACUUCGGGAGGCCUAGGCGGGCAGGUUGUCUGAGCUCAGGAGUUUAGAGACCAGCCCGGGCAACAUGGCAAAACCCCAUCUCUACUAAAAAAAAUACCAAAAAAAGUUAGCCGGGUGUGGUGGCAUAGUCCCGGCUACUCAGGAGUCUGAGGCAGGAGAAUAGCUUGAACCUGUGAGGCGGAGGUUGCAGUAAGCCGAGAUCGCGCUACUGCACUCCAGCCUGGGCGACAGGGCAAGACUGUCUUGAAAAUAAACACACACACACACAUUAUAUAUAUUAUGUAUUAUAUAUAUUAGAUAUAUAUUUUUUCUUCAAUAAAUUAACCUUAGCUUACUGUAACUUUUACUUUAUGAGUUUUUUUGUUUUGUUUUUUUUUUUUUUUUUGAGAAACAGGGUCUGUUACCUAAUUUGGAGUUUAGUGGCACAAUCAUGGCCCACUGCAGCCUUGACCUCUUAGACUCAAGUGAUCCUCAAACCUCAGCCUCCCGAGUAGCUGGUACUAUAGGUGCGGGCCACCAACACUCAGCUAAUUUUUAAAUUUUGUAGAGACGAGGUCUUGCUUGUUGUCCAGUUGGGUUUUUUAGAUUUUUUUUUUUUUUUUUUUUUGGAGAUGGAGUCUUGCUCUGUUGCCCAGGCUGGAGUGCAGUGGCAUGAUCUCGGCUCACUGCAACCUCUGACUCCUGGGUUCAAGUGAUUCUCCUGCCUCAGCCUCCCGAGUUGCUGGGACUACAGGCAUGCGCCACCACACCCAGCUAAUUUUUGUAUUUUUAGUGACAGGGUUUCACCAUGUUGGCCAGGCUGGUCUCAAACUCCUGACCUGGAGUGAGCCACUAUAUCCGGCCUUUAUAAACUUUUUUGAUUCUUGUCAUAACACUUAGCCUAAAAUGCAAAUGUACAGCUGUAGAAAAAUACUUUAUUUCUUUAUAUCCUUAUUCUAGAAGCUUUUUUUCUAUUAAUUUUUGUUUGUUUGUUUUGUUUUACUAUUUACUUCUAAAACUUUUUUGUUAAAAACCAUGGCACAAACACACACAUUAUGCUAGGCAUACAAAAGGUCAGGAUCAUCAGUCUCACUGUCUUCCACCCCCACUUCUCAUCCCACCAUUGUAUCUGCUGUCUGUGGCUGACCAAAACAUCAUCAUGUAGCACAUGACUAGUGUGGCAAGUGCUCUGUUAGAUGUAAGGCCAUGAUGCUAAAGCAUCACAAGAGGGCAUCUAACCCAGAUUGGGGAUGUCAUGGAAGGCCGACAUCCUGAGUUGAAUCCUGCAAAUGUAAAAACCAAUAGGCAAAGAAGAGGAACAAAAAGGAUUCCAGGACAAACUGAGGUCACAUCUAUGAUCCUUGACUUUAUUGUGUCUGUUUAAAGUAUCUACAGUAACCUGUAUCAACUUAGUCAGUGUAUUAAUACUAAAUUUAGCUCCUUCAAAGCAGUUGGAACUAUGUGCUACAUAAAUUUCAGCUUCACACAAGGAAGGGAAGGAGUGAAAUUAGUGAACAGGCAGUUACAGCAAAAGAAAAAACAUAAAAAUUGAAUAGCUGGCUCUGGUGAAAUGAGCAAGGACUUUAGAGUCAAACUGGCCUGGAUUUGAAUCCUGAUCCUCAUUGCUUGUAGCUGUAUGAUCUGGACAAAUGACAGUAACUGUUUCUAACCUUGAUUUUCUCAUCUGUAAGAUGCCAAUUGUAACUCCUAAGGAUACUGAGGAUUUUUUAAAAUGCGUGUACAGUUCCUGACCAGUGGUUUGUGCCUAAUAACUUAUUACAAAUUAUUACCCAGUAAAAACCUUGAGACAAGAGUGAAAACGUAAAGCUAAUUAAUCCAUUACUUGUUAGCAAGCAAACUACGUGCUUGAGAAAAUUACUCAACUUUCAUGUUUUACUUCCAGACAGUAGUUUGAUUAAAAGAAAAAAAAAAAUCACAGCCCAGGCAUGUGGCUCACACCCUGGCACUUGGAGGCCGAGGUGGGAGCAUAGCUUGAGCCUAGCAGUUUGAAACUAGCCUGGGCAACAUAGAUCCUAUCUCUACAAAAAAAAAAAAAAAAAAAAAAAAAAAAAUUGGCCCGGUGUGGUGGUGCAUGCCUGUGGUCCCAGCUACUCAGGAGGCUGAGGCGAGAGGAUCGCUUGAGCCAGGGAGGCUGAGGCUGCUGUGAGCCAUGAUCAUGCCACUGCACUCCAGCCUGGACAACAGAGCAAGACCCUGUCUCAAAAAAAAAAAAAAUCAGUAAAAAAUAUGCCGAAAUAGCUUCAGAGUAAUUAUGAAUUGCCUUCCAAAAACCACUGUUUUGCACUUGCCUGCAAGAAUAGGAAAAACAAAAGGACUGUAAGGUGGCAGGAUGGCAGAACCAAACAAGAGUAGUACACCUUGGAGUUUUUUCGAAAUAUGGGUUGGGUUUUUGGGCUCUUGGUUGAUUUAAAAUAAAAUUUAAAUGCCUUCAGCGUCUGUGAUAGGUGCCAACAUGAAGCUACCGAGUUCCAGAGAAAGAGGGGAGAGCUGAUCACUCAUCAGUGCUGCGAGACUAUCAAAGGGCCCUUCAGGACCUAUCUGUUCUUUGUGUGUAAAGAGUAACAAUAAAAGAACACCAGUGUACCCACCGUAUAGUUUAAAAA
Messenger RNA from Homo sapiens (human), 6498 nucleotides. RefSeq names its product DExD-box helicase 52 (gene DDX52). The coding region runs from base 466 to 1941 and encodes 491 amino acids. Gene Ontology annotation, cellular component: nucleolus. Gene Ontology annotation, molecular function: nucleic acid binding; ATP hydrolysis activity; RNA helicase activity. The record is from RefSeq and is marked validated. NCBI's taxonomy places the organism in Eukaryota, Metazoa, Chordata, Mammalia, Primates, Hominidae. Gene Ontology annotation, biological process: maturation of SSU-rRNA. The transcript is spliced from 16 exons.